AUGCACUGUGGCCUGCGAGGUCCAGCUCCUUAUCCUGUGCGUGGAAGGGAAAGGGAGGCCGACUUGGAGAGGAUGAAAGAGGAGAGCAUGUGCCCAGACUCACCGGAGGGCAGCCUGGGAACCAGCGAGGAGGAAAGUGAGAAGGUGCCCAAGAAGAGUCUUCGGAAGAGGAGCCAGCUGGGUAAACCCUUGGCUUCAGCCCCUCCAGAGUACAGCAGCAGCCCUUUGCCACAGGGGAAGCGCAGCAAGCGCAGCCCCGUGUCCCAGACUUUCGAGGACAUGCACACGCAGCGGGUGAUCGCCAAUGUGCGGGAGCGUCAGCGCACCCAGUCGCUCAACGACGCCUUUGCCGAGCUGCGCAAGAUCAUCCCCACCCUGCCUUCGGACAAACUCAGCAAGAUCCAGACCCUCAAGCUGGCUGCCCGCUACAUCGACUUCCUCUACCAGGUCCUGCAGAGUGACGAGCUUGACCACAAGAUCUCCAGCUGCAACUACCUGGCCCACGAGAGGCUCAGCUACGCCUUCUCUGUUUGGAGGAUGGAAGGGGCCUGGUCCAUGUCAGCAUCCCACUGA
Messenger RNA from Thamnophis elegans (Western terrestrial garter snake), 573 nucleotides. Its product is annotated as twist-related protein 2-like. Gene Ontology annotation, molecular function: DNA-binding transcription factor activity, RNA polymerase II-specific; protein dimerization activity; RNA polymerase II transcription regulatory region sequence-specific DNA binding. Lineage: Eukaryota; Metazoa; Chordata; Lepidosauria; Squamata; Natricidae. The record is from RefSeq and is a predicted model, not a curated record. The coding region runs from base 1 to 573 and encodes 190 amino acids. The transcript has a single exon. Gene Ontology annotation, biological process: developmental process; regulation of transcription by RNA polymerase II.